AUUUUCUGCGCAGCUGUGAUCCGCCUCAACUUUGACUGAUGACACCCGGAAGCAACAGGACGGCGGCGUGUGAGUAAGCAAACCGGCAUUGGAACUGGGCAGAUUUUUGCGACUCAUCUCACAAAUGUGGAGUUCUUGUCAUCUCGGGGUAUCUCCGCUUUAGUAACGAUGGCUGAUUCAGGCACAGGUGAUUCCAGUGGUCAUCACAUGCCACCACCAGGAAGGGGUGGGAGGGGCCAACUGAUGGGCCGCCGAACACCUGCUACCAUCUCUGCAGGCCGCCUUCCCGCAAUGCGUUCCAGAGAUCUUACCCUGGGGGGAGUGAAAAAGAAAACAUUUACACCAAACAUUAUUGGCCGCAAAGUUAGAGAAGAUGCCAAAGAUGAUGGCGGGCAAAGGAGGGAGAGGAAGGAUACACCCCGGGGCAGAGGUCCAAGAGAGCGAGGCCGAGGCAGGGGUAGGGGUUACCCAGAGACCAUCCAGUCCCACUCCAUUUUUGAGCAGGGUCCAGCAGAAUUGUCCAUCAGAAAAAAAGGUUAUGAAAGUGAACGAGAUGCCCCAAGCACAGGUCCAUCACCCAUCAUCAAUAUUAAAAAAGAGAAUAGAGAAACUGAGGAAGAGACCAAAGCAAUAAUUCGGAAGCUGGAACAAGAUAGUUUCAUAGAUGAUCCAUUUCUGAAGAGCGAACAGAGGAGCUGCCCGGUUCAACUUCCUCUUGCUGUGUCAGGAUGGGGGUUCCAGCAGGAAUUUAGUGCUCCGAAAAUAAAAAUUGAGAAAAUGGACGAAGAUGACCCGAUGGAACCUGCAUUAGAAAUAAAAGAGGAGGACGCAGAAAUAAAGAAGACAGAGUCUACUUUCAAGCCACCUCCACUCCCUGAACCGGACGUUCUGCCGGAUCUUCUUCACAGGUGGAGUCUGAGCAAAGGCGAGGAACUGUUCUUCAUGCAGCUGCCCGACACGUUGCCUGGCCAGCCGCCUACCAAAGAGUACAAGCCAAUAAAAACCGAGGUGCAGUCAGAGGAUGGUCAGUCUGUCCUCCUCAAAACAGAGUCUCAGGAGGAGAAAAAUGAAGAUGACAGCUGUCAUUUAAAAGAUUUGCGAGAGGGUUAUGUUGGAAAGAUGCUGGUACGAAAGUCCGGUAGGGUGCAGCUCAUAAUGGGACAGGUCACACUGGAUGUCUCCCUUGGAGCCUCAUGCUCUUUCCUUCAGGAACUGGUUUCUGUUGACACUGAAGGACGAACAGGUGACUUGACUGUUUUGGGGAAUGUGAAACACAAAAUGGUUUGCUCACCAGACUUUGAAUCACUGCUGGAGAGUAGGUGAUGAUCAUUGACACCCUUCAAGGUUAUGAUUUGCCUUGCCAUGCCAUAUGAAAGUGUGCAAAAACACUAAACUUAAGACUAAAGCAUAUUCAUUUAGUGCUUUGCCAUUUUUUCAGUUAUAUAAGACGACACUGACUCUAUAAUAAUUUAACUGUACAUGGAUGUAAAUGUGUGAAUAAAAGUUUUCUUUAUAAAAAAUAGUUUUUUGUUUUAAUGCAAAUAAAAUGUAUCGGUUUUCCUCAGUAAUAGGUAAAGUAGUAAACUAGUAAAGUUUUUCACUUUUGGUCAAUUAUAGCGACGCCGGUGGACAAAAGCGGUAGUGUUUUUCCUUAAGGAAGACUGUGUUUCCUACGAGGACCAGCACACACCCACAAAGUGUCGUAAAAUCAUCAAUCGAUCAAAAAUCAAUGUCCCCGGUGCCUGCAGAUGGAUUAAACAUUUCUGUUUCCAGCGGCUGUGUGAGGGAUGAAUAGUAAUAAGGUAAUGAAUCCAAUCGUGGAUAAACAAUAGCAUAUAGCGGCUAGCAACUGUGUGGUUUAGUGUGGCUGCGCUUAUGAGUUCGGUUGAUGUGGCGAAUGAAAGCCGGGCUUUUUUUUUCCCUCCGCAGACAAAACUUUUUGUCUCUUUUGUUGCUCUGCCAUCGACUUCUGUUUUUAUAAUGAAGGAGGAAGUGACGUAUACCGUAAAGCAGUCAGCACAUUUGUAGUUUAUUUUGUGUGGCAGGGUUCCUGCCACCCCUCCUCAAAGUUAAUUAGUGCCGGUGAAAGUGAUACAGACCCCCUCAUGAUAUAAAAGAGGUGUCAUUCAACUAGUCGUCAAUUGACAUUAACAAAUGUUAUGAAAAUAUUUUAUAAAGGUUGAAAAAUUAGAGUAUUGCUUUAAGUCAUUCACUUGCAUUGACAAUCAUCCAUCCACCCAUCAAAAAUGUUUGCAACAAUGUUGUACUAAGCAGUUACUGAAGAUUAUUUCGAGGGAGGCGAAAUUUAUGGGCACUACAGCUCGGCUGAUGUCUCAGAAAUAUGGGGUCACUUCAGUAACAUGCAUGUGAAUACCAUUACGCGUUCCAAAAUAGUCAUACAAUACAGUGAUCCCUCGCUACUUCGCACUUCAAACUUGGCGCCCUCUGUCCUUCACGGAUUUUUUUUCUAUUAGAAAAAAAUAAAUAAAUACAGAUGAGCUGUCCUGAGGCGAUCGCGUAGUCUCACUCUCGCUCCCUCCCUCUUCUUGCUUCUUGUUCGUCAGGUACUGCGGCACUGCAUUGGAGUUGCUUAUUAACGUUAACGAUGUUGACAGAUGUUUGUUUUUGAUCUUGCCAGAGUCACGGGCUUCAAAAGUGCCGCACGCGUCAAUCAUCGUUUAACUAGUUAAACAGUUGCUGUGGCAACUCAUUGUGAGAGGAUUUGUGGCAACUAGAAGUGUGCGAAAUUUGAGAUUUUUAGAUUAUUAGCAAUUCAGCCGUGGAAGAUUCGAGAAAGAUUCACAAACAUCCAAAUUCCGAUUAUUGAAAUAUGUUAAGCAGAACUAAAACACAGCGCUGUCUUUGGGUCGCAAUGAGGAAUGGACAGAGAGUAAACAACAUGCUUGUCAUUACCCGGGUAAUGACAAUGCUCAACACAAAGCUCUGGCUCAACUCAUGCCGAUAGAUUUAAAAAAAAAAAAAAAAAACAAUAAUACCUAACUGCUGCAACCUACGUCCACAUCAUGCUACGGUAGAUAAUAGAUAUCUUAUGUAUAUAGAUGCAAAAUGACAGACUCGGCGGCGUUAGCAGCACAUGUAUAGAAAAAUAGAUGCGAAAUGACAGACUUGCCGGCGUUAGUAAACAACCGCCAUCUUAAAGCAGUAGACUUCCCAGGAAGGCUGUUGUAGCGAACCUUCCUCGCGAACCUAAUUAACUUUAUAUCCAAAAUACUCCUAAAUCUUGACUUGAAUCUAUCUUUGAAACAGUUUUAAAACUUUCACAUGUUGAAAGUAGACAGAAGGGAAAUUAUGGAAUAACGGGAGCAAUUUUAACAACUAACUUCAUUCACAGCAUGAAAUUAAUUGAAUGUAGUUUAAAGCUGCUGAUACACAAUGCGGACUUGUGUAUUUUAUAUACUGUUUUGAACUGUUAACUUCAUACUGAAAUUGUCGU
Corythoichthys intestinalis (scribbled pipefish) is the source of this 3454-nucleotide messenger RNA. It is a transcript of the gene polr3d, whose product is annotated as polymerase (RNA) III (DNA directed) polypeptide D. The record is from RefSeq and is a predicted model, not a curated record. The coding region runs from base 169 to 1323 and encodes 384 amino acids. Gene Ontology annotation, molecular function: DNA binding. Gene Ontology annotation, cellular component: RNA polymerase III complex. The transcript has 9 exons. Gene Ontology annotation, biological process: tRNA transcription by RNA polymerase III. NCBI's taxonomy places the organism in Eukaryota, Metazoa, Chordata, Actinopteri, Syngnathiformes, Syngnathidae.